AAAAAGUUGAUGCUCGUGCCACUGACUUUCGCCGUCAGUCGAUUUCAUUUCCUCGACCAGAGGCUUUGGAAGCGCCUGCUCCCCUUUUUUUCUGCGUGCGUCCUGUGCUGUUGCUCUCUUGUCCCGUGCAAUUACGGCUGUCCGAAUCACGAGCUGCUUGGAAUGCGCGGAUGCCGGCCGAGCGAAUUGAAGCCGAGUUAUCGAGCGUUCUGACCAGACAGCGCGAGCCUGUGAGCCUUUUGACGUCUUCGACCACUGGGUCUCUCCGCAAGGACAGCAUAUCAACACACUCAAUUGCCAAUUACGCCUGUAACACUAUUCACAAUGGUUCUCACGCACUCCACCAACCACACCUACUCUCAUCCCUUCCCGACCGUCACCCUCGCCUACUUCCUGCGAUACUCCUCCCCUCAGCUCAACCCUUUCGCCGCUCAUGUCCUGAGCACCGACACAAUCUCCAGCCAUGUCGACCCGAAAACCCAGCGCCUAUACACCACUCGCAUUCACCUGAAGAAGAGCCGCAUGCCUAGCGCAGUGUAUAAGCUGCUUCCUGCUAGCGUCUCAGGUGGCAGCUCUGGUGAAAAGGCCUCGUACAUUCUCGAGACCAGCGUUGUGGACAUCAAGGAAGGAUGGAUGAAGACGGAGAGUCGCAACCUCAACUUCACUGGCGUGCUAUCCGUCGUCGAGAAGCAACACUUCAAAGUGCCGAGCACACCCGAAGCGAUUGCUCGCAACGAGACGGAUGUCAAUUCCAGCGUCAUGUUCAAAUCACGACUCGGAGAGAAAAUCAGAGGAAAGCUUGGCCAAGCCCAAGAGGGGGGCAGUGGCUGGCUACCAGGCUUACUCGGCGGACUCGGUGCAAAGGGCAUUCAACGGAGCAUUGAGAGCCUCGCCUCCACCAAGACCAUCGACCAGCUCAGCAAGAGCCGCGAUGGCAUGCGCCUUGUCCUCGAGCGCCUCCGCAAUGGAGGUGUCAUUGGAGUCAUGGAGAAGCUCCGCCAAGAGCGCCAGAGACAAACCAUGACCAUGUAACAACAUCACAACUGUAACAAGAAGAAAUGAAAAACGAAGCAAAACAAAAAGGAGCGGUGUGCCGGGCUGGAUGAAACCGCCGGAACGGGCUGGAUAUCGCCCACGACGCACAGCAAAGCUUUUAUGAUAACGGAUCUCUCUGUACCCCUACAUUGUAUACUACCACUCGUCUUUUCCUUCUACCCUUAGCAAGGCGCUAUAUGGUUUUUAUUUGAUUUUUUUAUCGGCGUUAUUGGGACCGCAAAAAUGGCUGCGGUGGAGCCAAAGUGCUGGCUUGCCGAGGAAGAAGAGAAAUUUCUUUGCGUCACGAAGUCACGCAUGCGGAAGAAAGUGUGACAUCCCC
Messenger RNA from Trichoderma asperellum CBS 433.97, 1375 nucleotides. RefSeq lists its product as uncharacterized. Gene Ontology annotation, biological process: phospholipid transport. Lineage: Eukaryota; Fungi; Ascomycota; Sordariomycetes; Hypocreales; Hypocreaceae. Gene Ontology annotation, molecular function: phosphatidic acid transfer activity. Gene Ontology annotation, cellular component: mitochondrial intermembrane space. The record is from RefSeq and is a predicted model, not a curated record.